AUGGCUACCAAAGACGAUACCACCCCGCGUCCAUCAAUGGACUCCUUCGCAGCUCCCAGAUCACCUACUUUCUCCGCCUUCUCGUUUACCGAAACUUCAUCUGGCCUUCCCCGUGGGAGGAGAGGGUCUGCAGCUUCAUCCGUAUUCUCGCUCAACUCUGUUUCGGAUCAUCGGUCGUCAACUGCUGCUGUUAGGGAUAUAAAGAAUCAUGCUAUCGCUACUCUUCUCGACAAUACCACGACCCGCUCCAACAUUCCCAAACCAACAACCCGCGACAUCCCACCAGUAGUACUCACAAACAUCACCAAAGUAGCUUAUACCGAAUUCUCCCAGUAUCUCUCUAUAGCACCCGAAUACGAAAGAUAUAAGCGAGCGAAAGAACAUGAAUGGGAGGAGGCUGUUCGGCGACCUAGGACACCCGAUACACCUGUUACCGAAGAUCCGUUUAAAACCCUUGUGAGGAGUCCAGACAGCAGGAAGACUUCCUUGGUGCCCUCCACACCACCAAUUGGACGGCCUGGAUCUAGUGACGGUGGGGCCAGUGGAAGGAAGUCGAGCUUGAGGAAACAGAGCGUGGCUAUACCUCCUUUAAAUACAGUACCGCAGAUAUAUUUUGACGAAAACUUUCAUCUCGAGAAUCCCAGGACGUUCGAUGUGGUCAGCGAACGUAGUCAUGUUAUCCAAUCACCGAUCCAAGAGAAUGGUAUCGACGGAGGAGGAGGGCAUUUCGCAGUCGGGAGGAAAGCGUUGGCUACCAAUGCCAUUUUACAGGAAAAGCUAAGUUGGUAUAUGGAUAUCGUGGAAGUGCAUCUGAUUAAGGAGAUUUCUUCGGCAUCAUCCGGGUUCUUUGCCGCUCUUGGAGAUCUAAGAGAGUUACACGCCGAGGCUGAUGCAUCGGUUCGGAAGAUUCAGUCGUUGAGAGCGGAAUUGGACAGAUUGGACAGGGAUCAAGCGCUCGCCGGGCUUGAAGUCGUUAGACUACGAAGAAGGAAGGCGAACGUCCAGAAACUGGUCCAUUCGGUCGAACAGAUUGCGCAUACUAUCAAGAAAUUGAGCGAGGCGGAGGAAUGUCUAGAGAAAAACGACAUUGUGGCCGCGAUGGACACUAUUGAUGCUACAGAGUCGCUUUUGGAAGGCCGCUCGGCAUGUGGCCUUGCGACUCCUAUAAUUGACCUUCGCCCUGUCAAGGCAGUCUCAGCUAUCCAAGUUGACCUUACAAAUCUUCGUGCUCGAUGCGGAAAGGCUCUGGAAACCCGUUUCGUUGAUACGCUUCUAGCAGACCUUCGAAAACAUGCGGAAACUGUACCGCCGUCGGAUACAUUACUCAGAUUCUUUCAGGCAUACCAGAGACAACAGAGUCGGUCGGCACUUAGGGCCGACGCCAUGCCAUCCCCUCGGCCGGUAUCGAUGGAUUAUUCGCAGCUACCGGACUCCUUGAGGUCAUUAUUGCUCGACCAUCUCGACGGCCUACGACGUGCGAACCACGUUGAAAAGGCUGUACAGGCAUACCGUGAGGCAGUACUUAAGGAGACUAAAGCCAUCAUUCGCCGAAAUAUGCCUAGCGACGAUGAUGCAGCCAGUAACCUUAGUGGUGCAAGUCGUGCGGCGGGUAUGGGUCGUACAGCGGCCGAAAAGUCAUCAAGUCUUGCGAAAGCCCUCAGAGCACUGGGCCCCCGAGAAGCCGAAGAUUUGCUUGUGAGAAUUUAUACUGCUAUCAGCGAGACAUUGAGGCGACUUGGUACCCAACAGAAGUUAUUGUUGGAUGUUACGAGCGGGAUUGACAGUAUUCUAUCUCCCAGAAACUUCUCAACUUCACCUAAUGGGGUGGGGAGUCCGCCGCCUACAACGGAGAGUAAUAUGGACUCGUUUUAUUCGGUUUAUUCUAUGGAUAUCUCCGAACUUAUAAAUGCAGCUAUCGAUGCGGCGCAGAUUCAGAUGGUCAAGGUGUUGAAAGUUAGGAACGACCAAACUGCGCGGUUGCCACUAGGGGACUUUUUAAGAUAUUUCAUGUUGAACAAGUUGUUUUCGGCGGAAUGCGAGGGGCUGUCUGGUAGGAUUACGACGAACCUCCAGGGUGUGAUUGGAAGCCAGAUUAAGGAUUUUAUCACCGCUUUCCAUUCUGAGAGUAUCACACAACUUGCCACGACUAUUGAAAAGGAUCAAUGGGAAGCAAAAGAUUUUAAACCCUCCGCAAAAGCUAGCCUUGAGAGGGUUCUAGAAGCUGCUACCAAAGAUGCGGAGAUGUGGCUUGCUUGGGGGAGGGUAUAUGAGGAUCCACCAGUCCAGGAGGAAAAUGUAGACGAUCAGUUGCCGACUGGUAAGAUUAGGACGGCGACGAUUGAUGAGCAGAGAUUUAUCUUACCGGAAAGUGGAUUGGUGGUGCUACGAUUAUUGGAAGGGUAUGAAUGUUUGAUGGCUAUGAUUCCUGUUAGUGUGGCAGAUGUCGCGACUAGUUUGAUCGAAUUUUUGAAGUUAUUUAACUCCCGAGUCUGCCAAGUCAUCCUCGGAGCCGGUGCGACAAAAUCAGCUGGCUUGAAACAUAUCACCACAAAACACCUAGCAUUAGCAUCACAGGCUCUAUCAAUCGUUAUCGCCGUAGUCCCCUACCUCCGCGAAGCUAUCCGUCGCCACCUAGGCCCCGCAUCCUCAGGCGGCACCAUCCUCCCGGAAUUCGACAAACUAAAACGUAUCUUCCAAGAACAUCAAUCAGAAAUCCAUAGCAAAUUGAUCAGUAUCAUGUCGGAUAGAUUGAUGGCCCAUGUUAGGAAUAUAAGACAGAAUAUCGAUUGGGACGGCCCCGGCGGUGUUGAAGGGAAGGUUAGUUUGUAUAUGGAGACGUUGGUGAAGGAGACUACGACGUUGAAUAAAGUGCUUAGUAAGCACUUGAGUGAAGAAGUGCUUGGGAGUAUCAUGGGACCGGUUUUUGCGGUUUAUAAGAAGAGACUUGGGGAGGCUUAUGCGGUUGUACCGGUAAAGACGGAAGUUGGGAGAGGAAGGAUGCUACGGGAUGCACAGUUCUUUAAAGAUAGGAUGGCAAAGCUGGAAGGUGGAGCUGAAGCAGGAGAAGAUAUUUUGAAAGUUGUAACGGAGAAGAAUAUCUCCGGGGCAACAUCCUCCAAUGCCGUAGCUGAAACGCCGAGGAAUAGUAUUGCGAUUGCAACAGGGGCAAAUUUAGCUUCUUCCUCUUCUUCCGCUACUGCUAAUGGAGAUAAAACCUCUGCUAGUACAGAAGGGAAAAAGGAUACUGCUGAUGCUACUGCUGAUGCGGCGGGAGAACCGGCUGGUGCAACAGAAAAGAACGGAGAUAAGAAGGCGUAG
Molecule: messenger RNA, 3318 nt
Organism: Orbilia oligospora ATCC 24927
Lineage: Eukaryota; Fungi; Ascomycota; Orbiliomycetes; Orbiliales; Orbiliaceae
Exons: 4
Coding region: 1-3318 (1105 amino acids)
Biological process (GO): retrograde transport, endosome to Golgi; Golgi to vacuole transport
Cellular component (GO): GARP complex
Molecular function (GO): syntaxin binding
Source: RefSeq, a predicted model, not a curated record